Musa acuminata subsp. malaccensis (wild Malaysian banana) is the source of this 888-nucleotide messenger RNA. RefSeq names its product GTP-binding protein YPTM2. NCBI's taxonomy places the organism in Eukaryota, Viridiplantae, Streptophyta, Magnoliopsida, Zingiberales, Musaceae. The record is from RefSeq and is a predicted model, not a curated record. Gene Ontology annotation, biological process: vesicle-mediated transport. Gene Ontology annotation, molecular function: GTP binding; GTPase activity.
AAAGGAGAGAGAUCCAUCGGGCCCGAUCCCCAAAUUGUCGGAGAACUCCUCGAAAUCCCUUCCAGAAUCCGUCGGGAAGGCCACAGCGGCUGCGAAGCCGUCCCCCCUCGAUAUCCCGCCAUGAAUCCGGAAUAUGAUUAUCUAUUCAAACUUCUACUCAUUGGAGAUUCAGGUGUUGGCAAAUCUUGUCUUCUCCUGAGAUUUGCAGAUGACUCAUACUUGGAAAGUUACAUCAGCACCAUUGGAGUUGAUUUUAAAAUUCGCACUGUCGAGCAAGAUGGAAAGACCAUUAAACUUCAAAUUUGGGAUACUGCUGGGCAAGAGCGAUUUAGGACAAUUACAAGCAGCUAUUAUCGUGGUGCUCAUGGUAUUAUUAUUGUCUACGAUGUGACAGACCAAGAAAGCUUCAACAAUGUAAAGCAAUGGUUAAAUGAGAUUGACCGCUAUGCGAGUGACAGCGUCAACAAGCUCCUGGUUGGGAACAAGUGUGAUCUUACUGCAAACAGAGUGGUGUCCUAUGAGACAGCUAAGGCAUUUGCUGAUGAAAUUGGUAUUCCAUUCAUGGAGACUAGCGCAAAAAAUGCUACUAACGUAGAGCAGGCCUUCAUGGCGAUGACAGCAGACAUAAAAAACAGGAUGGCCAGCCAACCAGCCAUGAACAGUGCCAGACCGCCAACAGUUCAGAUCCGUGGGCAGCCUGUGAGCCAGAAUACAUCUUGCUGCUCAUCUUAAAUUUGGGUUGUAAAGCUUUAUUAGCUGUUUGUCAAUGUUUAGAUUUAUGCUUUGACCUUUAUUCUCCAAAAUUGGCAGCAUUAGUCAAUUCUUAUAUUUGUUAUUAAGAUUCAACAGUUUGAUGUUUGGUCGUAGAAUCUGUUCCUUUGCUUCUUC